Messenger RNA from Daphnia pulicaria, 1746 nucleotides. RefSeq lists its product as uncharacterized. The transcript has 4 exons. The coding region runs from base 237 to 1643 and encodes 468 amino acids. Gene Ontology annotation, molecular function: protein binding. The record is from RefSeq and is a predicted model, not a curated record. Lineage: Eukaryota; Metazoa; Arthropoda; Branchiopoda; Diplostraca; Daphniidae.
UCUUUGUGCAUUGUCGUCUGCAUAGCCUGAGGCAGUUGUCAUUACGUUUACUACACUUCUGCACAGUCGCGAGAGAAAAGUAUUUUAGAGUAACCCAUAUAUUUUCCUUUUUUGUUUACCAAGAGAGUUUCGUACAAGACUUAUUUAUAGCCUGGGAUUCUGAAUCCGGCAUUGUGACAUCUUAUUUGUAACUUCAUGUUUUCUUGUUUGAAUAGCUGAAAAGAGAUAUUACCGCCAUGGCCCUCAACUACGAACCUCAUCUUUUGCGACUUUCUGACGAUAUUCUUCUUCACAUCAUGUCAUAUCUAAAGCUAGAAGACAUCCUCACUCUGGCACAGGUGUGUGCUCGUUUGGAGAAAAUCAGUAAAGAUAGAACAUUGUGGAAAGAGGCAGAUCUGCGUCCUAGAUUCCUCACUCAUUCAGAACUGGAAGAUGCAGUCAAGUGCUUUCACCGAGGUACAAAGGUACUAGCAUCAACAGGAUCAGUAAAACUGCUAUCAGGAAAGGUACCAGAAAAUACAGAGUGCCUCUCUCCUGCACUAUUUGAGCUAGUGACUCAAGCUACAGAUCUGGAAACACUGAUACUGGAAGAACACUUUGUUAAUGCUUCUGUGCUAACUUACAAAUGCUUUCCUUCAACACUGAAAAGUCUUUCAAUGGAAAACUGCAAACUUAUUAAUGUUCCUGUUAAAGAGUCCUAUUUCUUCAACAUGGCAACUCAGACACCUCAUCUGGAAAGCCUAAACCUUAAUGGAUGUUUAUGGUUUGAAGAUCAUUCAAUGAUGGCCAUCAGCAAAUGUCCCAAAUUAAAAACCUUACGAUUGAGAGGCUGUGCAAAAGUAGGGACAUGUGCGGCCUAUAUAUUUCUAUCGGCAAGGUUUGGCUUCGAAAAUAUUGAAGUCCUUGAUUUGCGAGAGACUGCUAUAUCUGACGCUGAAGUCCGAGCUUUUAAAUCCAAGCCGAAAUUAAAGCGAUUGUACAUUGACGGAAGAGUGCACAGGAGACAAGAUAGUGAGGAAGCCGAUCGUGUAACAGAUCGAGGACUAAAUACUCCAGAAGAAUUUGUUCCUCACUUGGAGGUGCUGGUGCUGACCAACACCGAAGUUCGUGACGUGACUUUGCGACAUCUUGCUAGGAACAUGCCUAAUCUACGAUUGAUCGAUGUCCGCGGUAGCCGAGUGACAGAACCUGCUGUUAUCCGACUCAAGACCGACUUUCCCCAACUGCGGAUCGUAUGUGACUUUCCAGAAUGGACGGUGGCUAGUUCGCUUGUUCCAUCGGAUUGGUGGAUAGAUUGUGAUUUUGUUUUCCAAGAAGAUAUCAAACGCCCUCCAACAUCGGUACCGACUUUAAGAGAUGGUGCUGCAGAACCUUCUCGCCUCGAACGCAUUGAAAUUAUUGAUGUUGGCCCUGGCAUGGUUCGUUUGCGACGAAUCGUUGAUCGUCCUUUGUUAUUUCCCGCACCUGUUCCUCAGGAAGCGGCUCCUGAACUGAGACAAAGAGAAACUCCUCCACCCGAACUGCCUCGACCUGAAGACCAAGAACUACCUCGAUCACCCGAGUCGUUACGAUCUUCGAGCGCUGGUUCUUCUUCUCCUCCCCAAUUGGACAACGUACGUGAUCCCGCUGACCCCCCUUCGUAACCCUUUGUGAGUUCCUCCCCCCCCCCCCCCCCUUUCUCUGUGUGUGUGUGUUGACUAUUAUCUGAAUCGCAACAAUAAAUUUAACGAUUGAUAGGUUUCAAAA